CCAGGAAACGAUGAUGGUGAAAGAUUGAUGCCAGUCGUAACUAUGGAUGACACUUCACUUCACCAUCGAUGGAUGCUGUCCAGUAAAUAUUUAAAUAUUUUUUCGCCAACUCCAAGCACCAGUACUCAACAGUACUGUUUGGCGGCCUUGAACGGUUCCUAAUCUCUGUGCACAUAUUAUAUAAUGAAACUGUCUGCGUAACAGUACUUUAUAGAAUCACUUCACUGGCAUUUUAAAAAAAAUAUUUUAGCAAUGGCAAACCUAAUUUACACAGGGUUCAAAUCACCCUAGCCAGUCACGAAUUUAAUUAAUUUAUAACUUUUUUUUUACAAAUUGAUAUUGGAGACAAAAAUUCCUUAACACCGCUCUGGUGACAAGCAGCUGAUCGUACAAAAUGGAAAGUAAACAAUGGCAAUUAACUUCAAGAAAUUCUGUGUAACUGUGUAAAAACAAGAUUACAUUUGGAGUACAAAUACCAAUACAAAUACAAAAUUCAUUAUUUUUUUUACUAUUAGUACUUAGUAUUAUUUACUAUUCUAUGGCUCACUAUGCAAAGAAAGUGUAGAAGUGUAAAUAAAGUUAAAGUUAAAGCCGCACAGUUUAAUUUAUAAGUAGUAGGCUUGGAUUUAAUAAUUAGGCCUACCUAAAUUACAUUCAUACAAAUUAAAACCGACUAUGUUACUAUGUAGGGAAAUUAAUUUUUUUAAAGUAUUCGAAUUGAAUGUUGAAGAAACUUCAAAUUCAAUGUUUUAUUUUUUAUUAAUAAUUAAUUUUGAUAAAAAAAUGCAAAUUAAAUGUGUUGCAGUUUCAGUUGCAUAUGACUGGUGUGGCUACUUACUUUCACAACCAGCCCUCACCCUACUUAAAAUGUUUUAUAGUAAUAGUUUAAUAAUAGUACUGAGUGAAAAAAAAAAAGCUGUCAUGAGCAUCAUGCAUGAUGGUUCAACUCCGGUAAAAAGGUUGAAUAUUUUUGAAGGCGACAGUUAUAUUUAUCAAUAAAAAGCCAUGGGUAAGGUGUAAGACUAUUGUUUAAAGGCCAGCAAAUAUUAUAGAAAAUGAGAAUGAGAAGUUAAAUUUUUUUUUUUGGCUACUCCUAGUUACGAUUGCCACGAUUUAUUUUCCAGGGUGUGACGUCCCUUUGUUUAUUUUUACUAAUUUAUUUUAGGUAUCGAUUUAGGGUUCAGGUUAGGCAUAGGGAUCGAUUUAGGGUUCAGGUUAGGCAUAGGGAUCGAUUUAGGGUUUCAGGUUAGGCAUAGGCAUAGAUGACUUCACGGGAUGUGUUAACCAAGAUGGCGGCCAUUGAGAAAAUAGUGGCAAUCGUAGUCAAAAUUUACCUCUUUUUUUUUUUGAAAAACUUGGACACGGUGUAAAAAACUAACCCCAGUUAAGCCCUACUACAUUAUAACAUUGUUGGAAAAAAAUAAUAAAGAAUAAAGCCUAAAUUAAUAUUAAUAACUUUAUAAUUUUAUACGAGGCAUACUGGCUACUCAUUUAAAAUUCAAAAAUUAUAUUAUAAUUAUUAUAACAAUAAGAGGCUAGGCUUAUAUCACUCAGGCCUCAUAGUUUCCCAAACAUUAUAGUUCCAGAGUGCACACAUUUUUGGGGGGUCAAACUUUGCUGCACUUUGCACAACACUAAAAGUUUACUUACAGAGACAUGAAAAAAUUAGAUAAUAUAUUGACUGUAAGCCUAAUUAUAUUUACAGUAUACUCCUAUAUUGCCCAAUAAUGGGCAUCAUCAUAGUGCUGCAAAGUGACAUAGAAUGACAGAUUAAAACAAAGCAGUGCAUGUCAAUAAAGUUUUCAUAAUUUUUUUUCAACAGUUGUAACCUCAGACUCAUACUUAUCAAAAUGUAUUAUUUUGUUUAAUUGACUGAAAUUCUGAGAAAUAAUGUUCAAACAAUCAAGAUACUCAAAGCUAGAUGUACCACAAAAAAGAGCAAAUUACUUCUACUGUGUCCGGGUAACAAAUCCAGAGAUCCAUGACUCUAUAUUAACCGCCUUGGAAUGGAUUGUUGACAAGGAAGCUCAGUAUGAAGACUUCUGCUACUCAAAAGAGAUACUGCAGGUUACACUUUGUGAAGUGAGUCUUUAUAUUAAAAAUGUGCUAGCUUAAUAAAAUACUUAAGUACUGUUAAAGUUAAGGAAUAUGCCAACAAAUGAUAGGCAUGGGGAUAAGUAGUGAAGAAAAAAAACUAAGGAUUUUUUUAGAAAUUGGAUCAUUCAUCUCAAAAGGGGAAAAAUGAUUCUUCUCAUAAAGGGAAAAAAUGGAAUAAUUUAUUAAAUGAAAAAAACAAAUAAAGCAAGGAAAUACUUUUAUAAAUUACAGCACUAAAAAAAUUAUGUUCAAUCACAAUCAUUAAGUCUUGUAAUUUUAAACAACACUAUAGUACUAGUAUUUGUAGAGUACCCUUCAACUUGAUCAUAAUAUAUCAAUAAUAUCAUGUGCUUGAUGUUAGCAAUGGUUAAUUCUUGAUUACUUUGCUAAUGACUCACAGAAAUGAUUUUGACGUUGUCAUUGUUGAGUAUUUUUACAAAAUUAACUUUAUUUUAAAUAUUUUUGUCUAAACAGGGGAAACAAGGUAAACUUAUCUUGUCUUGCUCUCAGAAAUUUAAUAUAUUGAAAAGAAAGUUUGAACUUGGUGUUCAAUAUUUUAAUUUUUAAAAGAUGCACAGUUUUUUUUUUGUAUAAAUGAUGCAUUUUUUUCCAUUUAUGUAAUCGUACUUGAUUUAUCAUUUACCCGGUUAUAUAAAUGGGUAAACUUCUGGUGAAAACACGAUUCAUAUCUCCUUCAUUUUUCCUGUCAAAAAUACAUUUUAUUGUUUUUCCAUCAAAACUUAUGGAUUUACCCCAAAACUUUUUUCUGCAGUAUUGUGAAAUUUAUCCAUGGCUACAGUUCUUAAAAUAUAUUUGCAUCAUAUUAUUAUCUUCCCUAUGAAAAACAAGAAAAACUGAAUUUUGGGGGUUUGUGCUGAAAAUUUGAUAGAAUUUGUUGUCAUCGGCAAUGGAACUUUGUGCAAAGUUUUAGCUCAAUGGGCAUAUAUUAUGGAGAAUGGGUUGAUUAGGAUUUUGCCACAAAGAAACACACAAACAAAAACAUAGUUAAAAUAAUGGAUUUAAUUCCCUUUGAAAAACAGGAAAAACUGAGCGUGGGAGAUGGGGCUGAAAAUUUGAUAGAAUGUGUUGUAUAAGUCAAGUUUCAGUUCAAUAGAGGAUGAUAGGAAGUGGCUUAAUUAGCCUUGCCACAAGGAAACACAUGAACAAAAACGAAGUUCAAAUAAAAGAUUUUAAAAUUUGGUCCAUGCUAAAUUGGGGGCAAAAGUGGGAAUAAGCCCUGUUCCUAUAUCAAGGGGCAUCACAAACAACAUUAUUCAUGCACACUAUAUAUUUAAGGUAAAUUUAUGUAUAAAUGUAUACAUAUAUAAAUUUUGUGAAAGGGAUAAGACAUGUGAUUAUUGUGAGAUUUUCAUUAAAAAAUAUUCUUACAUUAUACUCAGGUGUGUCUAGAAACAGAAGAUGAUAUUACAAAAGCAAGAAUGGCUCUUCUUGGUGUGUCAGACCUGCUUGGACAAAAUCUUCCAAAAGCUAAACUCCAGAUAAAGGGCUUAACUACUUUGAAUGACAAAGUUUUAGUUGCAGAUGUGCAAUAUGGUGAGGACUUUAGGUACGGGUUCUCUAUCAAAUAAUAUAAAACUAAAAACCCAAUAGAGUGACAUGGAUUUUUUAUUCAUCGUUAAAAAUUAAAAUGCAACAAAUUACUGGAAGUUUAUCAUUCAUUCAAUGAAUUAAUAUAAAGUUGGAAAGUGGAAUGCAAAUAAUGAAGAAUAAAUUAUGAUUUUGGCAGGAAAAAUAACUCUAAAAUAUUAACUUAGAAUUAUAUCAUUAUAGUCUAUAUUGCUGAAAAUUUCAUUGCAUUAGGCUCAUUAGCAUUAUUAGUUUAAAAGUUAUCUAUCUUAAUGUAAAAAGGUCUCGGCCGCUGUCACUUUCAUGAAAUAUUUUUUCUAAUGCCUACUUUUUUCUGAUCUGCAUUACAUUUAUUUUAAAUUUACCCUACUUUUAGAUGGACAUUAUCUGUUUGUAUUGAACAUUUUAUAGCAAUAGCUUUAAUGGUUUAGUAAUUAUGUCAUUUUUUUUAACAAAUAAAUUUUUCGACAAUUGUUGUUAUCCACGCCAUAUGCUCAUAAAGUCAUAUUUAAUUAGAUAUAAUAAGUUAAUUCACAAUUUAUUCUGUUAAACAUUGUAUUUUAAAUGUCUCCUCCAAAUUUGAGAGCUUUAACUUUAAUAGUCAAAAAGAUACAAGCAAAAUAGUACAAAAAGAGUAAUAAUGCCAUCACAGUUUUAAAAAUUAAAUACAAAGCUGAAUAGUGGGGAAAAAUAAAUCAUUAAAAAAUUCAUAACUUUUCUCCUUUAAGUGAUAGAAAGAUUAUCUUGGUGUCAUUGGAAAGCUUAAAGCCAGCUCUUUCUUUCCUAUGAUAUGGUCUAUGUCUCUGUCAGAUGCAUUUGAAAAUUUGAGUUGGAGUACCUAAUAUUGUUUAUAAUACUACUUAUUUUAGAAGCAGAUCAAUUUUAAGUUUACAUCAGUAAAGAUCACCUUGUUAUAUUUAAAAAGAGUAAAAUGGAUUAGUUAUUUAUAUUUAAUAUACUAAACUAUUAAUACUAUGUUGAUCAAAUUCAUUUUUUUUAACAGACACUUUGCUGAUUUACUGACAUCAAAAAUAAAAGACGCUGGUGUCAAUGUUAUUCAGGAUAAUGACUAUAGAGCUCAUAUGACAGUUAUGAGAGUAUGUUGAUUUCUUUUGAGCGAUAAACUGUUAUUAAACCAGCUCUGUACAGAAUAUUUGUGUAUACUGGUACCGGUAUCAAUAAAUAUUGCCUUAACCCUUAUCUAUUUAUACAUUUCUCUUUUAUUGGAUAAAAACAUAAUGAGACUAAUGACUAUUCUUUCAGGUUACUAGUUCAAAAGCAAGGAAAGCAAAAGUUGAAAAAAUUAAUCCAUGGAUUUAUGUGAACCUCAAAAAGACACAUUUUGGUGAUCAGAUGGUGAAUUCAGUUCAUCUCUGUAAAAUGGGAUCUGAAAGGCGGGAUUAUGAUGGCUUUUAUGAAACACCUGCAGAAAUCAUCUUUAGAACUGAAGAGUAACAAGCUUACAAAAAAUUCACUGGUGAGCACCUUGUGGACAGAUGUGACAAGUGGGCACAUGCUACUGACCAGUUAGAGUUAAGGAGAGAUCGUAGGAAAACUUAAUAUUUUCGGGGAAUGAUGAAAACUCAAGUUUCAUUUGAUUCAGACAAAGUCCAAGAAGUCAUGCAUUUUAAGCAAGAUUAUGCGUUUAAAAAAUGCAUCCCACUUCUUUUUUUUAAAAAAAAAGCCAAGAAAGAAUGCAACGAUUACCUGUAAUGAACACACAGAACAGAAUGAAUGAGAAUAGGCUUAAAUCUGUUAAAGAUAAUGUGAUAUAUUACAAACCACUCCUAGUUAAUAGAAUAGCAUGUUGCAAAAUUUAAAAUUUGAAAUUCAUCAAGGUCAGUCAACUGAACACUAUUAUUCAGGCAGGCUUUUCCUGUUGUAAUUAUAUUAAUGAAGACAUUUAUAGGUUUUUUUUUAGGCAUUUAUCUUUAAUUGUGGCAAGAGAAAUCAAAAACUAAUUACAGUAUGUAAGAGAGUUCAGGAUGUUAGAGAUUGAUUUGAAGGGAAAAAUUGAUACAUGAAUUGAGUUGAUUUUACUCUUGUAAUAUUAUUUAAUGUGCUAAUUCUUAUUGCCAUGAGCAUUGUUAUCAAGGUUGAGUUAGUCAAAUUUUAGUUCUUUAAUUUUUAAAAAAUAUUUUUUGCUGGCAUCGGUCCGUCACAAUGGGACGAUGGAGUGAGCUUCGGAGGACGAAAUCCACAUGGCCUGGGAUUAUACUUCAAGGAUUAUAAGCUGGUUCCCAACAGCAAAUCGCCUCUCUCCACGCUGCUGGGUAACCCAAGAGAACAUCAUUGGAUGAUACAGCUUGGCACCAGUGACGUCGCAGGAGUUGUCGGAUUUGCUCAGUUUAGACCACUCGGCCACCCAGCACCCAUUUUUAAAUAUAAGACAAAUGAUACAUUUGU
Lymnaea stagnalis (great pond snail) is the source of this 6090-nucleotide messenger RNA. The record is from the annotation of a GenBank genome assembly. NCBI's taxonomy places the organism in Eukaryota, Metazoa, Mollusca, Gastropoda, Lymnaeidae.